Messenger RNA from Nilaparvata lugens (brown planthopper), 1485 nucleotides. RefSeq lists its product as uncharacterized. The record is from RefSeq and is a predicted model, not a curated record. NCBI's taxonomy places the organism in Eukaryota, Metazoa, Arthropoda, Insecta, Hemiptera, Delphacidae. The transcript is spliced from 3 exons. The coding region runs from base 1 to 1485 and encodes 494 amino acids.
AUGACAAUACUUCCGCUACAGGCUACACACCACACAGCCACUUCCCACACUUUGUUGGAUCUUGUCUCUGUUUGUGAUGCUGAUGCUGUGAAGAGUCAUGGACAGGUGCCAGUGCCGGGUCUCUCAGCUCAUGAUCUGGUUUAUUGCAUUCAUGCUGUGAAAGCCCCCAAGUCACAAGCAAGAAUCAUAAGAUACCGUGAUUAUAAGAAUAUUAACUACUUGGAGUUGUUUGCUGAUCUUUUCACUGUUCCUUGGCAUCAUGUUGUCAUGGCUGCUACUAUUGAUGAGAAGCUGGAAGUAUUCCAACAAAUUAUGUGCGAACUGUUCAAUAAACAUGUGCCGUUGAGGUGCAAAAAGAAAGGCCACAGUACCACCACUGCAUUGCUUUGUGUGACUGAGGAUAUUCGUAGAGCGAUGGAUGGAAGACUGGCUACUCUGCUAGUGCUGAUAGAUUUCAGUAAAGCUUUUGAUUGCGUCUACCACCCUCUCCUGUUGGAAAAACUGAGGAAUUUGGGGUUCUCCACUCAUGUAGUGGAUUGGUUUGGUUCCUACCUGAGUAACAGGGAGGGGCGUUCCCCAGGGGUCUAUGUAACCAAUAUCUUCAGAUUCUCCAAACAGCACCUAUAUGCCAAUGACCUGCAAUUGUACAUCCACUUUGACUUGAACGACUUUACUGCUACAGUUGACAAUAUGAAUAGUAAACUUGAGACUCUUACGGACUGGACUUUGAAACAUGGACUUAGAAUUAAUGAAAUGAAAUCCAAGGCAAUAAUUAUUGGCUACACUAAACUCAUGACUCGCCGAGGUUUCAACUUUGAUAAUGGACCAUACAUCAAAAUAAACGACAUAAAUUUGAAUUACAGUGACUUUGUUAUAAAUCUGGGACUGACAAUAGACAAAACACUCGACUGGAUGAAACAAAUCAACACCACCUGUAAUAAGGUAUUUGCAGGUAUCCACUCACUUAAGAAAAUUAGUGACUUCAUUUCACUUCAUGUGAAAGUGAUGCUGGUUAAGUCAUUAAUUUUCCCAUACUUCUCUUACGGUGACAUUGUGAUCAAUGACAUGACUGUGGCCUUGUCUGAGCGACUGCAGAGGGCUCAGAACUAUUGCAUCCGGUUCAUCUUCAAUCUAAGAAGAGAUGAUCAUAACACCCCAUUUUUCCAGCAACUACAUGUGCCAAAACUCAAGAAAAUGAGGGAGUAUCACAUUCUGAUGCUGCUUCAUGACCUUUUGCAUGUAAAAACCCCAGGUUAUUUGGCACAUAAAUUUGUUUUUAUUGGAGAUCGUAGUGUGAGAGGUACCAAGCAGGGCUCCCAACUAUUGGUUAUUCCAAAUCAUAGAACAUCUAUGUAUAAUAAAUCAUUCCAUGUAUCAGCUUGUCUGAUCUGGAAUCUGUUGCCUCUAACUGUGAAGAGUAUUGGUGAUCGAGAUCUGUUUGGUGCGGCAGUAUUGAAUUGGCUGGGAUCUGGUGGCGCAGAUUAG